Molecule: messenger RNA, 1748 nt
Organism: Teleopsis dalmanni
Lineage: Eukaryota; Metazoa; Arthropoda; Insecta; Diptera; Diopsidae
Exons: 2
Coding region: 361-1698 (445 amino acids)
Source: RefSeq, a predicted model, not a curated record
AUUUCCUCUAUAGGAAAACAAGUAUUGGGCGCAGACGUUCAUUUUGUUUGUAGCAGUUGUGCUGUGAAGUCGUCGUUCGUAGUCAGUCAUCAGCAUUUAUUACUCAGUGGGUUUUAUAGAAUUUGUACGAGCAACAACAAAGCGUAACAAGAGUGUGUGUGCAGUGCUUGUGCAAAAGAUAUAAUAAAAAAAUAAUAAAAGCAAUUUUGUGUGAAGUGUAACUGAACGCGAAUAUACAAAACAGAAAGAGAAGUCAUAUUAACGGGGUCUUGAGAUUUGUUUUUUUUUUGUUUCUCACAAGGUGUUUAUUAAAAUCCAUUUGUCGUUGCUGUUUCAAUACUUAGUAAAAAAUUAUUAAAUAUGCCGACUGUACGUCGUUGUUGCAUUGUUGGUUGUCUUUCAAACUCUCGCCAGAGUCCACAAUUACAAUUCUUUCAGUUUCCAAGGCCUGAAAAUCCAGUUCAUAAUGCUUGGAAGCAAGCGUGCCAUGCCUCCUUGGGUCGCAUAUUGCCUUUUAAGAAACCCGUGGUAUGUGCAUUACAUUUUACAUCAAAUUGUCUUGGUAACCGUCGCCUAACGUCAAGUGCUAUACCAACAUUACGACUUGAAGUACCCACAAAUUUAAAGGCAGCAGAACAACAGGCUAUGAUAGAUGAUAUUGAACGAAGCCGAAAAUGCGCUUAUAUUAAUGCUGUUGUUUAUGAGUGGAUAGUACGAGCCAAUUUAAAUCCACAAUUACGUGGUUCUAUUACCCACGGAAUGAUUAAAGAAAAAGCCGAAUCAGCUAAGAAUGUAAUUGAUUUAAAUACUUUUGUUGUAGAUAAUCGUUGGUUGAAUCGUUUUCGUGAAACACAUCUCGCAGGUUUUGCACAAAAAUUGAACACAAAUCAAUUGAAACCACUCGGGCUAUCAUUGUGGAUACCCGAUAUAGUACAGGAUUUGCAACAUUUAUUUCCUGCAACAACAGCUGAACAUGUUGCUGAAUUGGAAUGCGUACCAGAACAAUAUGUUGAUUAUAUGCAACAAUAUGGUGAAUAUGAAGAGGAUGAUUAUUCAGAUCAGAAACCGGAACAAUCAUAUCAAACUGAACAACAGCAAGAGCAAUCAUAUCAGGAACAACAACAACAAAGCCACUAUCAAAAAUAUAAUUCAUUCAACCAAGAUCCAUACGAACCACAAAUCAAUUACAAUUACGAUAAUUCUAACGAUGAACUUAAAAGUCCAGGUAGUAACUUUAGCUCGCCUCAUCCAUCUCGGCCGUCAUCGCAUUCUCCUCCACAACAACAGCUAUUAUCAAACCGGUCUAGCCCUAAUCAUAAUCCAGUUAAACGCCCCAGAGUUAAUAGUGAUGAAGUGCAAAUUGUCAAUUCACCACCAGAACAAAUUGAUAAUUUAACAAAUGGCUCUGAAAUAAAUCAUAAUGAAAAUGGUGUUAGCAAACAAAUAACGAAUGGUUCUAUAUCCAAUGGUCACUCAAACUGCUCCACACCUAAACCAAUGAAUGGAAAACUCAAUGGUCACAUUUCACCAGAAAUAGAUGAUGAUUGCGAAACUUAUGCUAAUGCACUUGAAAAAUUGAAACCGAUAGCAAACUUCGUACUUUCCAAAGAAAACUUCCGUGCUAUUGGUCUCAUAUCACAAUUGGAAAUCGUUUUACGUAAAGGUGAUCGUCGGAAUCUAUCAGAGAAAGCAGAUUAAUUAUUUAAUAUAAUAAAAAUUAUUAUGUUGUGAAUAGUAUUAUUAAAAUA